UCCUAGGCGAGUGUCAGAGUCCGACCAUGAAGCCGUGUGAAACCUUCCAUGAGUAUCACGAACAGUCACCAAAAUCCGCGAUGAAAAAUGGCCUCCUGUCCGAAUCGUAGUUUGAGUGAAAGUGCGCGAACGAUUACACCAGGAUAAUCCUACAAUUCUCCGGGGAUCGCAUCACCACAUGAUGUCACUUCUAAGUGUGACAGUUAAGAAAGCCCGUUAUGUUGGAAUUCAAGCACAACAAUUCAACACAUAUGCUACAUUGAAACUACAAAACGUUAAAUCGACCACAGUAACUGUUAAAGGAGCGACACCAUGUUGGGAGCAAGAUUUUCUUUUUGAAACCAACAAUCUUGAUACAGGUUUGCUGAUAGAAGUGUGGAAUAAAGGAAUGAUUUGGGACCGAGCUAUAGGAUACCAUUGGAUACCGCUUCAAACGAUAACCUAUUCAAACGAGGAAGGAAAUGGUCAAUGGAGGUCUCUGGAUGCUGAGCUGGUUAUGAGAGAUGGAGAAGUAGUAGGUACGAAAAUGGCAACUGGUCAUAACCUCCUUGUUGACUGUCGAUUCGAAUUACCAUUUGAUCCAGAAAAUAUCGAGGCCAUGGAUUUACAAAGAAAAUUGGAAAUGCUGAACAAUAUCAUGGACCAAGAGGGAAGAAUAGAUAAUUAUCGUAGACAAAUACAAUACCUUGGACAUUCGCAUGAUAAUCACUUUGAAAAUGACAUUUCAGCGGGGUACUCGGAGGACAGCGACUACACGUCCGAUCUCAACUACCCCGUAGGUCAGCACGCCAAUUCUUCAGCUUCACAGUUCCGAUCGGCAGCCUAUCAGAUCAACACUCCACAACGGUCUCUAGAAACAUCCAGAGAAAAUUCUUCUGAGCGUGCAGACACUCCCAAUGCCCACAACCAACAAAUGUUGAGUUUGUCUCAGAACCACCAGCAGCACCUCAGUCCCGAUGUUUAUAGGCGGUACCACCAGCAAUCUUCGAACGUGGAUAAUAGCAGUCCUUAUAAAUCAACGUACCGAGGACCGUCACGACAGUACCAAGAAAACAACACGGAUUCUGAACCUUUGUUCUAUAACAGCCGACCGCCGAACAAGUCCAAUUACUCAAGUCGCCAGACAUGGACCAGUUGUGAAAGUGGAACUUUCAACAAAAGCGGUGAUAGUUUUGAUGCCGGUUAUUUCAUGGACCCUAAUGACAUACCACCCCAGACGACAAAAUAUCCUAAAGCUGGUCGCAGACCUAGUUUAGAAAGGCAGUCAACGUUGUAUGACGAUUACAGUUUUUGCGAAUAUCCCAGUUAUCAGAUGAAUUCAGAACUUAGCAGGUACCACUCUCUCGACCAAAAACCCAGCAUCGACGAAUACUACGACGUCCUACCAUAUUCCUUUCAGAACGAGAGAUUCGACCAGGAAGAAGAAGACCGUCAAUGGGACAGCGGAGGGUUCGAACCUUACCCUCCACCACCGAAACCGAAAACCUCCAAGAAACUCCCUUCGAUACCAGCACUGAAAAACCUCACGAACAAACCACGCCUUUGCAAUAACGUCAGCUCCGUAUACGACGAACCCGUUCGGCCAAUGUCGAAGGGACGCAGAAUGAUGCCGCAGAUACCGACAAAGAAGGCGUCAUGGCGACAACUUCCCCAACCCAGCCACGAAAUUUCCGACGGGAUCCGAACUCCCGAAUCCUAUUCCCACAGAGGGGCCAGCCUUCCUCCAACGCCCACUAAGAACGCUAAGGCGGUGGGGCGUUUUUCUCAGAACAUACUAGGAAACUUCAGAUCGGCCACCCCCGGUCGUCAGCUCCCCAGGCCAAAUAAUGACCUUUCCAGCCCGAGAACGAAAAGAAACAAGCUCAUGAAGAGGACAAGUUCCGCAGAUUACGCAGAUGAUGCUGCGGAAAAUUAUUACGCUCAGCUCGGCACCCUCAGCGCAAUGGAGAACUACAAUGAAGACUAUAAUUAUGCAUAUCAAAGUAACGAUAAUCUACUGGCAGAACAGGAGACAGAUAUCUACUCGAUGGCGAGCGUCAUCAACGAGAUUGGCACCGUCAACGCCAACUACUUGCAAAGAAACAGUUAUCCGUUGCAGGACGAUUACUAUAGAAGUGCUCAAAGUAACGAUUACAAUCACAAGUAUUACAACGUAGACGUGCCGGUGGUUCCGCAGCGAAAAAAACCAUUAGGCGAUCACGACGUAAGUCAACUCGUUCAACAAAACACGGAUAGUUUAGAAUCUCGCGACGACGAGUUGAAGGACUCUUUCGAAACUCCCGUUUCAUCGAUGAGCAGCUCGUUGCAGCAAAUCAAGUCGACACAGUACCAGGAGGGUACCGGCGAUGCACACAACGUGGACAUAGCACAGAAAAACAUUCUGAAUUCAACACCACACACAGGGGACCAGCACCAAUUCAGAGCAAUAGAUAUUACAUCGCUGCCUAGCCUUACAGUAGCUCAAGUGCACAAUCAUAAUAGUUUAGCGGAAAACGGACAGAGCAAAGGGUUUUUGAAGCAGCAGAAUUGCGUUGACACCAGCUAUUAUAUACAGAAUCAGUUGGAGAGCCAGACAGACAUAAAAGUUGUCGAAUAUAAUGGCACCGUUCCGGAAGAGGCUUACUUGGAAAUUCAAGAGUCUGUAGAAAGUUAUGUAGAGGAAGAGACUGAAGGAAGUGUUGCCUACGGUCCAAACGCAGGUUGCGGUAACCAAGCAAUAAAACACGAUUCCCCAUUAUCUGUGAUACACGUAGAAAAUCGAGAGGAUGACCAGAAGACGCGUAGUAGAGAGUCAUCCCUCGUCAGCGUAGUCGAUCCUUAUCACCCAGCUUUGCAGCGUUCCACGCAACCACCGAGCGUUUCCUCCAGGAGGUCUUCUGGAGCCGAAACGGCGUACCAGAACUACGAAGACCAGUUCCUGAACUAUUCACUCAAAAACGGGUCGGACUCCAUCUCUACGAGGCGUCUAUCAGUCAGGCAAUCGCCUAGCACCCCCGACAAGAGCGCAGAAGCUACAGCAGAUCUACAGGCAACCAUUCCCGAGAUACCAGAGACGAUUCUGCAGAAAGAGGACGAGCAGAAGGAGCAGAGGCCGCAGAUAACCGCACAACAGAGAUGGUUGUGGGCCUACAACAAGAUUAUAAUGCAGCUGGACGUGAGUGACUCUUUGAUUCAUAUGAGAAGUUUUGACAAAAUGGAGAAAGUAGGAGAACUAGAGAAGGUAUACUCGUUAAUAAUUGGGGAUAAUACAUUUGGAAACGUUAUUGUAGUCAAGUUGAAAUUCAAAGAAAAUUACUACUUAUUUCGGUGGAAGUGA
This is a messenger RNA of Leptinotarsa decemlineata (Colorado potato beetle), 3316 nucleotides long. It is a transcript of the gene unc-13, whose product is annotated as unc-13. NCBI's taxonomy places the organism in Eukaryota, Metazoa, Arthropoda, Insecta, Coleoptera, Chrysomelidae. The record is from RefSeq and is a predicted model, not a curated record. Gene Ontology annotation, cellular component: neuromuscular junction; synaptic vesicle membrane; plasma membrane. Gene Ontology annotation, biological process: synaptic transmission, glutamatergic; presynaptic dense core vesicle exocytosis; synaptic vesicle priming. Gene Ontology annotation, molecular function: syntaxin-1 binding; diacylglycerol binding; calcium ion binding.